UCCGCCGGAGCUGCAUCCGCAAGCUGGGACACAGCAUUCGCCGCACGGAUAUUCUUACACGGAUUGCUUUUAGACGUAACAUUACUUGAAGUAGACUUGUUUUUCGGAGAUCUCCCAAAUUCCUGAUCCCAAAAUACAGCUUGCUGGCAGGGAUGCCAGUCCCAGUCAACUAUCUGGAAUAUACUCAGAUGUUGAAUUUGUAUCCAUAACAACCGUUCGCACGAGUGGCUGACUUAAAUCGUACAUCUUAACAUCUUGGCGCAUUUUUCACGGUCGUUGCCUGCAACACAGCGACGAGGGAUUGUGAUACACUUACUCAGCCAAAUCUGAAGACAUAAAAAGGGAACGAGCAAGACAGUGAGGAGGACUCCCCUGGUAUACGGAGGGGAACCUGCGCCGUUUUACCCUGUAAGCGAUUGAGCGUCCUCCUGCUUUUACGCAUCUCAGCUGAGAACUCCUGUGUUGAGCUCCGCACGAAUUACUGCACUUGCACACCGUUCUGCUCCUCGCGCUCUAUUCGAAGUGGAAACCCCGACUUUGCCCAGAAAAACAUCUGAUCAAAAUCAUUUAAUGUAUUGUCGACCCGGUAAACCCUGACAAUCCCUAAAACCGCAAUGCAAAGGCAGUGAGAAGGUGGAUCUCAGCUUUUCCUCAUGCGUGGUAGCAUGGCUCCGUCCCGCAGGGACUGCAGAUGGGAGAUGAUCUUUCUGUCGGGAUGCCUGCUUCUUUCCGUUUUGGGAUUUCAACCUACAGCGGCGAAGGUCUGCAACGACUACACGAGGCACGGUCUGGACACUACUUGGUACUCGAAGGAUGUGCCAAUCAUGGUACUGAUGCCGAUGAACGAGUCAGCUCUCAUGAGCAGCAUCAGUCAAGGCAUCGAGCCCGCAGUUCAGCUGGCCAUUCAGCACAUACGCGAGUCUAAGCAGUACUCGUUCUCCCUCAUCACAAAAAUCUACGACACUGAGUGUGACAACGCAAAGGGAUUAAGAGCAUUCUUCGAUGCGAUCUGCUAUGGUCCCAAACAUUUAAUGAUCUUCGGAGGAGUGUGUCCAUCAGUGACAUCUAUUAUCGCGGAGUCAUUAGAGGGGUGGAACCUGGUGCAGCUGUCUUUUGCAGCAACAACUCCUGUCCUGGCCGAUAAGAAAAAGUACCCAAACUUUUUCAGAACAGUUCCCUCAGACAAUGCAGUGAAUCCAGCUGUGGUAAAGUUCCUCAAUUACUACAACUGGAGAAGAGUGGGGACCUUGACCCAGGAUGUGCAAAGAUUCUCUGAGGUACGCAAUGAUUUGACCAAUGAACUUGAGAGGGCAAAUAUCCAGAUAGCAGACACAGAGAGCUUUUCUAAUGACCCCUGUGUUAAUGUAAAGAAACUGAAGGAUAAUGAUGUAAGGAUCAUCAUUGGUCAGUUUGAUGAGAACCUGGCCUCUAAAGUCUUCUGUUGUGCCUACAACCUGAACAUGUAUGGCAGUAAGUACCAGUGGAUCAUCCCAGGAUGGUACCAAGGCAAUUGGUGGGAGCAGGCAAACUCUACCAACUGCACCACCAAGAAGCUUCUGACAGCCAUGAACGGAUACAUAAGUGUUGACUUUGAGCCUCUCAGUGCCAAAAAGACCAAAGGAAUCUCUGGACGUACGCCUGAGGAGUAUGAAAAAGAGUACAACAGGGAGCGGGAGCAGAAAGGGGUCGAGUCCAGCAAGUUCCAUGGCUUUGCCUAUGAUGGCAUCUGGGUGAUUGCCAGGACCCUGAGCCGUGUCAUGGAGCUACUACAUCAGAAACAGAGGCACAACAUCUACCGCAAUGCCACCAUGGAUGACCAUGAGGUGGGCAAGAUGGUGCUGGAUGUGAUGAACGAAACCAACUUCUUUGGUGUGACGGGUCAAGUCAUGUUCAGGAAUGGAGAGCGCAUGGGAACCAUCAAGUUCACACAGUUUCAGGAGGGCGAGGAGGUGAAGGUAGGGGAGUACAACGCCAUUGCUGACAUCCUCGACCUCACCAACAACACCAUUUGGUUCCCAGGGGUGGGGCCACCAAAGGAUCGGACAUUUGUGCACCCACAGCGGCGUCACAUCAAUGUGCCUCUAUACAGCAUCUUGUCCACCAUCACCAUACUGGGCAUGCUCAUGGCCGGCGCCUUCCUCUUCUUCAACAUAAAGAACCGCAACCACAGGCUGAUCAAAAUGUCCAGUCCCUACAUGAACAACCUCAUCAUCCUGGGAGGGAUGCUCUCAUACACCUCCAUCUUCCUGUUUGGCCUGGAUGGCUCCUUCGUCUCAGAAAAAGAGUUUGAGACCUUGUGCACUGUUCGCACAUGGAUCCUCACUGUGGGCUACACGACAGCAUUCGGUGCCAUGUUCGCGAAGACCUGGAGAGUACACGCCAUCUUCAAGAAUGUGAAAAUGAAGAAGAAGAUUAUCAAGGACCAGAAGCUGCUGAUCAUCGUGGGGGGGAUGUUGCUGAUUGAUCUGUGUAUUCUCAUAUGCUGGCAAAUUGUGGAUCCCCUGAAGAGGACAGUAGAGGAGUACAGCUUAGAGGCAGACCCUCAAGGGCGGGACAUUGCUAUCCGGCCAUUUCUGGAGCAUUGUGAGAACACACACAUGACCAUUUGGCUGGGCAUUGUGUAUGCCUACAAAGGUCUCCUUAUGUUGUUUGGAUGUUUCCUGGCCUGGGAGACGAGGAACGUCAGCAUCCCAGCCCUGAAUGACAGCAAGUACAUCGGCAUGAGUGUGUACAACGUGGGCAUCAUGUGCAUCAUCGGCGCAGCCGUGUCGUUCCUGACACGUGAUCAGCCCAAUGUGCAGUUCUGCAUCGUGGCUCUGGUCAUUAUCUUCUGCAGCACCAUCACGCUCUGCCUAGUAUUCGUACCAAAGCUAAUCACAAUGAGGACAAACCCAGAUGCAGCCACCCAGAACCGACGACUAAAAUUCACCCAGAACCAGAAGAAGGAAGAUUCUAAAACAUCUACGUCAGUCACCAGUGUAAACCAGGCCAACACCUCCCGCCUGGAUGGCCUGCAGGCGGACAACCAUCGCCUGAGGAUGAGGAUCACAGAGUUGGAUAAGGAGUUAGAGGAGGUGACCAUGCAACUCCAGGACACUCCAGAGAAGACUCCCUAUAUCAAGCAGAACCACUACCAGGAUGUCAACAACAUCCUGAGCAUACGCAACUUUACAGACAGUAAAGACGGUGAGAAAUCUCUUCUGAAGAAUCAUCUGGAGCAGAAGCCCCAAGCGCAGUGGGGGUCUGUGGAUCCAUCUCGAAUAAACAGAGGCCCACAAGAGGACAUCAACUCACCAGAACACAUACAGCGCAGACUCUCUUUGCAGCUGCCUAUUCUGCACCAUGCCUAUUUACCCUCCAUAGGAGGGGUGGAUGCCAGCUGCAGCCCCAACAGUAGUCCAGCCUCCAGCCCCCGCCACAGACACAUGCCCCCCUCCUACAGGGUCAUGGUCUCUGGCCUGUGAGUCCUAAACCGGUCCCGCACUCUGAGGAAGAGGUCUCCAUUUUUUCCAACAGACUGAGCCACAUCAGCAAUUAACGGAAGUGUGUGAGUGACCUUGGGGGUGGUCCUACUCGUCAUACAUCCAUGACCCCACCAACAACCCCACCCUCACCCCCCCACCACACUGCCCAUCUACGUCUAAAUAAGAGCGGAUCGGAUCCUCUGGCUGUGAGGUGGGGGAAAUGGAUAUCCUCACACACCCACAGUGCCCACCAAGAACCCUGCCUACCCAACUCAAUUACUCCCUCUCUCAUCCCAAAUGUGUAGACAGCAGAGAGAAGCACCAGAGGAUGCUGGCUGUGCUGUAGCCUUAUCUGCUUCAAAGGGUCUUUCUCAAAAUUUCCUUUGUUUUUGUUAAAUGUGUGGACCUACUGUCGGCCUGUCAAAUUGUCAGACUACAGUACCUGCUAAUCUUCAUGAAAGCAAAAAUCCAGGCCUGACCUGGACCUCAUCCUGAUCCUCAUGCUAGCAGUCAUGUAAAUACCAUGCCCCAUUUCAAAGCAAGCUCUGAAUAUGCUGUGAAAUGAAUUAUGUGGGUUGUAGGGUUUGGAUAAGGUUGGGGAUUCCAGAAAAUAUCCUCUAAAAACUUUAGAAAAGACACUAUAAGUUGCUAUAAUGGUAAAGGCGCUGUGUAAGAGGACACUCAUGGUUUGGAAAUUUAGUCAACUGUAAUUUCUGCUAACAAGCAAAUGUCACAUGGCACCAGAAGUGAGUUAUUUUGCCUCAAGAGCAAUCCAUUGCUGAUUUAUCACAAUGCUAGAUUUGCUCCAUAUAGAUUCUCCUCAUACAAUUACACUGAAAAUCAUACCAACCCCAUCUGAACAAAUGGUUAAUAAAUUGCUACACUAAAACAGCUAUGGUUGAUAGAGGCAAGGACACUAAAUACAAGAAGUGAGACCUCACAAUAGCCUUAGACCAGCUGAGUGAGCCUCUAUCAAACUGUGUGUGAGCUCACACACUCACAGGAGCAAACAUGGAAGUGCACAAGCCUUAUGGUCAGACAACAGCAGGGGCUGUCCAGACGGCGAGUCUUCCAUUUUAGCUUGUGGGCCUUUUCUUAUUGAAACUGUGGUCAAAACCAAGUGUUGGUUGGAUAGAUCAUUCCUCUGAGGCCUGAGAGAUGGCCUUUGGCUCUGAAUGGACAUUGGCAUGGAAAGUAAUUUCUGCCAUAUACACCCAGCUGCUCCAAACACAAGACACGGUAAGAGGUUUGAUAGUGUUUAUUUAAAGCAAAAAAACACAAAACACCCCUAAAAAUGUGUCUUUGCAGAAAGCUCACUGGUUAAACUGGGUGGUCCAAACUGGUUGGAAGAUGAAAUACAUUACAUUUUGGAAACUUAGAGCAGAUAGAGAUUUGCAGCAUUAUAAUGGACCUACUAAUAAUAAUGAAUCUACUUUCAAUAGAUUAAACUUGUCAACUGAGUGAAAGAUCACUUUUGCCCUUCAGUGCAGUUUUUGUUUGUUUGUUUUUUCCUGUCUCAAGUUUUGCUCACAGUAAACAUCUUGCAAAUCUUGUUGUAGCUUAAGCCAAAAGGGGUUUGGCUAGAGAGUGUGCUGUCAGCUGCACGUCGUUCGCUCACACUGAGGACUAAAUGAUAGGCUUGCCACCCAGGAGGGCUUUCGUUCCCAUCCCUAAGUGGCACUGGGAAAUAUGUCACCUGGCACUUAGCAACAGUGAGCAUACCUCAUCGUUGCUAUAGAAAUGUAACUCUGUGCUGUGAAUUUUGCACAAAUGUCACACAGAAAUAUGGAGAAUAGGCAUAUAGCUGUUGUCAUACUAUUUUUUGUUUUCCUAUAUCAAGACAAUUCAAGGAAUUGUAUUCAAAAAGCAAAACAUUGGAAUAAGAUAAGUACCAUCCCUAUGGAGACCAUUUCCUUUUUGCAGAUAUCGCCCCAUUGGUGUGUUGGGUUUCCAUUUUGUCCACUUCGUUGAAUGCUGUGACUGUGGUCAUGUACUUGGAGCCUGAAGGACUUUGGAAAAUUUGUGCUGAUCAAGAAAUACACCUGUAACUGUCUGAUAAAGGAACGUGCAUCAUGGGUUUCUUUCACAGCUUUGGCAUACUACCUUUGGUGUUACAAAGUCAAAAAGAAGUAGAAACAUUAGCUGUAAGUUUUUUUGGGUUUUUUCAGCUUUCUUCUAUUUAGUGCAAGUUAAUAUCCAAGCAGACCAUAUGCUAAUAGUCCAAAACAAAUUACAGUGAAAAAUACCUUUAAACACAGAGAGCGAAGCAAAAACUCCAUAAUGCCACGUCUCAGUAUGGUAGCCAUGAUCUACAGAACACUUUGUUGUCCACAGAGUUUAAUUUUUAUAUAUCCUUAUGUAACAUUUGAAAGUAUUGCCAAGAUCAUUGUUUAGAUUCGUUCAUUGUUCCAAGGAGGCAUGAAAUGAAGUCUCAUGUGAAGUUACCAAAAAUAAGCAGUGAAAGUACCAACUAUACUUUUCCUUGUUCAUCAUUUGACAUGCCACAUGCUUGUAAGAUGGAAAAGAUUUAAGAGUGGUAGUUUGGGCAGUUUCAAGCCUGUUUUGCAGUGUACCCACAAUAGUACUGUACACCUACAACAUGCCCACAAAAAUAGGAACACCAUGCCUGGAGUUAUCUAUAUCAUCUCAGCAAUCUGCCCAGAAUCUGUUUUUAUAAUUACCGGGAGAAUAAGAGGAGAAAUCAGAUUCUAGAUUAGCAUUCCAGAGCUGGUUGCUUUGUGUAUACUGGCCAGUGCUAGGAAGGCUGACAGAACGUCAGGAGGAUUUUGUUCUAACAGCAAAGCCUGUCAACCCUUUUAUGGGUUUUCAGCACAAGCAUGGUUAAUCACUGGCUUUUAGAAGAGCACAAAUUGUGCUACCUGGACUGCUUAAUUCUCCUCUUAUCCGAACUUUCAAUUUUCCCUUCUCUAAACAAGUCUGAAAGUUCACUGAAACAGAUGUCAUAAAAGAGCUCACUGAUAUUCACGUGAUGAUUUCCUGAGUCAUCCUCAAAAUUUUUGUAGGGUAAACCUUUGGAUCUAUUUAUGAUGAAGUGUACUGUGCUAAGAAUGUUUUGCUUUCAGCACCAUAUACACAUUUUUACUUUAGGCCUAUAGCACAGCAGAAGGCAAAUAUACAUCCCCUGCUAGGCUAACCUAGCCGUAUUCCUCCAAACCUGAACGUUAACUGCAGCUGAGAGAAGUACUGGCAUUAAGGAGAAAUGCCCUUAACUUGAGAAUCUGUUCAUCCUAAUAAUACAGGAAAUGCUGAAGGGUUUCAAGCAUAUAUUUUGUAGCGGAUAAAAUAUUUUUUUCUUUGUAACUGAAGAUAAAUAUCAAGGAAGAUUUAAUAUUAAAUGAUCCUUUCUCUAUAUUUGUCACCAAUUACACCUCACUAUUUUGAAUUAGCCAUGGUUAUUAUUAGUUGGUGCAAAUAUGAUUAAGUGUAGACUGUUCCUAUAGUCUUAGAAUGCAUCUAAUUAGAAUCAAGCAUUCUCAUCUAAAUCAAAUUAAACAGAGGCUUGUUUCAUUUACAUAUACCUACCUGUAAGCCACAGAGUUGCAGAAAGCAACGUUAACCCAGAGUAAUGAUCACAAUAUUUUGCAUCAGUGGUGAUGAAUGAAAGAUGAUGCAUUAACAAAUGGUAUGAUUGAUUAUAAUAAAUUAUAUAUAACAUUAUAAUUAGUGGAAGAGGCUGGAAUAUGUUUAUAAAUUCUGUUCUAAUCUACAUUUUUGUCACUUCCAUACAUACUAUUCUAUGCACAUAUAGUAAAAAAAUUAUUUUCCAAAUGAUUCUUACUAAAUUCUAACAAAUGCACAACAUAACAUUAAAGAAAGCUGCAAUAAUUAGCUAGAACACGCUGUCUGGACAGAUAUUCUUGUCACCCUGAACAGGAAAAUGAAAGCAAAAUCAAUGUCAU
Molecule: messenger RNA, 7384 nt
Organism: Electrophorus electricus (electric eel)
Lineage: Eukaryota; Metazoa; Chordata; Actinopteri; Gymnotiformes; Gymnotidae
Gene: gabbr2
Product: gamma-aminobutyric acid (GABA) B receptor, 2
Biological process (GO): G protein-coupled receptor signaling pathway; gamma-aminobutyric acid signaling pathway
Cellular component (GO): G protein-coupled receptor heterodimeric complex; membrane
Molecular function (GO): G protein-coupled GABA receptor activity
Source: RefSeq, a predicted model, not a curated record